Molecule: messenger RNA, 3411 nt
Organism: Dicrocoelium dendriticum
Lineage: Eukaryota; Metazoa; Platyhelminthes; Trematoda; Plagiorchiida; Dicrocoeliidae
Source: the annotation of a GenBank genome assembly
AUGGCUACAAGCGCCAAGAGACAUCGGGCACCGCUACAACCCCGUUCUGUAAAGUCUUCCUGGUUGUACCCAGUUCGUGUCGGUCAGUCCACGCCUGCCUUCGAAGUUGCGGUCGAUUCAAAUGGGAAACAAUCCCCACUGCGCUCAAGCGAUCCGGGUUCCAUUGCUCUGUCCGAUGGACACCCCGAUCCCCAUGCAACGCACACCUUGUCAUCGGGCACUGCACCCGUGGAUGAUGAUCGAUGGGAUCUUCGGCGGCAAAUAAAUGACCUUAUUCAGUUGGAGUUUGCUUGUCAACUGCAGCGCAGUGCCCCAACAACGCGGAUCGCUCCAGAAGACCAGUCCCCAGAUCGUGCCACCGAAGACGCUACUCAGGCCCGACUUUCGGAUUCGAGCAUCGCUCCAGAAAAUACUGAGCCCACAUCAGGUGGUGCUUUUGGACCCCGAGCUCGUUAUCACCCUUUUCGAUGGUCCAGCGGAGCGCAUACUGGUCGGCAUGGUGCGGACAGGUCCACGGGCGCCGUGCAUCCAGGUCGAACGCACCCACGCUCCUAUGCGUCCCAUCGGCCGCGAAAAGCCGCAUCUGUUAUGGCAGCGGAGACUGGCAGUGUCGACCGCCUAACUUCUUCGGCAGACAAACGUGUGCCGAUUGUGACUGAACCGACCACUAGCAUGACAGACGAGCCAUCCGUCUUGGACACUCGACUCAGCCCGGAACUGUGGAGUUCAGGCCCAGACUAUGGGUCAGCCGUCUCCAUGUGGUCGCUGAAUGCCAACCAGUUGGCCACGCUGAGGCAACUCUCUCUGGUUCAGUUGACCAGUCUGGCCGAGAAGCAUUGUGUGAAUCGAUCACCGUUUACCUGGCGGUUUCUAAAGUAUCGCGGAGCCAAUAACUCUGGAGACUCCACCUCACCGUAUGCGGGCGUAUCACCUCACUCUCACAAACGACCUGACCUGCACGUCUCGGGACCGUGUGUCCCAAUCACUACUUCAGUCUGCAGUUCUUCGGGCACAGAAACCCAUCCGGCUAACUCAUCCACUACGACUGCCUCAUUACAGCAACCACACACCGAGUUCCAACACCGCACUGCCUACGAAGGUCCUGUGUUCGGUCAAUCCCUCGAAAGUUGGCAACGUCGUUUGGGAUGUCCUCUGCCAUUGGCCAUCAGCCGAAUGAUGGACCAUAUUUCACUUGUUGGAGUGAGCGCCCACGGAAUCUUUCGGCGCCCUGGGGGAAAAGUUCGAACACAGGCGUUGAGACAGAAGAUUGAGUCGGACCUGUGUUGGGGUGAUUUCGAGGAUUGGCAGCCAUACGACGUGGCUGACUUGUUAAAGCAAUUUUUCAGAGAACUUCCGGAGUGCCUACUCACUGACAAACUGUCAAUGAUCCUGAUCAAUAUCUACAGCUGUGUCUCCGAACCAACCCAAUUGAGCAUACUUCGGUGGGUUUUAUUCGGUCUUCCAGAUGAAAAUCGCGCAGUACUACAGCGGCUCCUGUACCUCCUCAACGGCUUGGUUCGUCAUUCUGAUGUGACUCAGAUGAACGAAAGCAACCUGGCCGUGUGUUUCGCCCCUUCGCUCUUCCGUUUCGCUAAUUCUUGCGGCGCCUCACAACCGAGUGUUGGAUUGAGUCCACGCCGACUGAGGCGGACAACCAGUGGGCCGGAUCCCAAAGACUUGGCUGACCAACGCACCGCCCAGCAGUGUCUGGCCUCCAUGAUCCGGAACGCGCCCUUCCUUUUCGAGAUUUCGAUUGACCUUCUUCGAAGAGCGCACCUUUUCCCCAGCCCACUGGAACCGCCAGAUCUGGAGUCCGUGUUCCCUAGCAGUGAUUGGCCCACUUGGCUACAAGCUGAACUCGGUCGACUGACUCGUGAAUGCUCCGGUGGCAAGUCGAGGGGUUGGACAAUGAUUAGCCGAGACGCUUGGAAAGCAUUCCAAUCCGGAUCUGGUGCCGGUGAGGUGAUUGAUAGCCUGGAGGUGCACUACCGCAAAGCAGUAUGUACGAAUAAUUCAAAAUCUGGUUCUCAUCUCCGAACAUGGCGCUGCUCGUUAGUGAUUCCCGUUAACGAUCCGCAAACCAUACUUGAGAAGUACUCCACAUCCAGGGCCCAAUGGGACCCGGAGGUGACCCAGAUGCAAAUUGUCGAGCAAAUAUCGGACUGUGUCGACCUGUGUCUCAUCACACACUGCUCAAUCUUCCCCCAACCGAAACGUUGGUUUCACGUACUCCGUGGCCACCAGUCCCUGCUAGAAGAUGGUAGCUGCGCUCUGGUGUGCGAGUCCGUUGCUCCAACCGGAUCUGUUGUCGGUCCUUUCGGGCAGGACUUUACAUUCGGACACAUUUAUCAGGAUCAUUUGUAUAUACGCCCACGUGCGGAAGAAGACGGAUGCCGUGUGUAUUUUAUAUCAAAAGUAGAUGUGAACGGACACAACCCUGAUUGGUACGUGCGACAUUGGGGUCACACUCUUGUCCGACGGCUUCUCAAUCUACGGCGGUCGUUCUUACCCGCCGAGUCCAACCAACCAGUGGAACGCCGCAAUCACGUGCUGCUGACACAGCCAGGUUUAUCACCGCCGUCGAUAUCCACAAACAGCGCCGUGCGAUAAUGACCGAUCUCCUCACCCUCCGCCCUUCAGAGUGGCGCUAAUCAAUCACACCACCUCAUUGGUACUUGCUCAAUUAUGUUCGCUCUUCAAACACCCAUGUAUCUAAUUGACUUCGCCGACACCUUCCGAAGUGCAGAGCGAGCGCAGAUUGUACAGUUUCAUCUGGUUCACUCUUUCGGUUUUCAAUUUGCAUCUCACUGUGUGUGUGUCCAGUUCAUAGUGCAUGUUUAUGCAAGAAUCGUUCCUUCUCCCGAAUGCCUGUUGAAAUCAGACUUUUCCGAUUCCAACUACCCAUCUCCGUAUCUUGCCCUGAUGAUCCCCGUUUGGUUAUACCUUUUCUCCACAUGCACCGUUACUCAGAGUUAACUUUGCUUUACAAAAUCGGGGUUUUACACAACACUCAUCGCCUUCAGUGGCUAGAUCGUGGCAAUUCAUUUUGCUUCUUUGCUCUCUCUCUCUCUCUCUGCACUGAGCUAACUCAGUGUGUGUAGUCAAUUGAUCUGAUGGUUUCUUAUGCUUUGUCGAGAUCAGCUGCUAUUACUGAAACGACAAGUCACUCUCCAUUUUGCUCGGACCAAUUUCACACUCGAUCGAUCGGUACUUGAUUGCACAUUUCGCUCUCCCUCCCUCCCUUUCUCUGUUCGCUCCUCUGGUCCGCCCCUCGCUCCUUCCGAAUACUCCCACUGUUGUCUUUCUUUUCUACUGAGGAAAAAGCGAUUAUUUUUAUUUUACUUGCAAAUCACAUCAUUCAAUUUGCACAAUCGAUAUGGAAUCGGGAAUGGUAGCGAAGUUGAGUGUUUG